AUGCACUCUCGUUAUCGAUCAAUAGUAGCACUGAUCGACCCAGAGGGCGGAAAUGAAGGGUGUCCAAGAAAAGGAGAAGAGCGUCAGGUAUGCGGCCAAGAGAUGGACUUACGCCUUCUUCAAAGAUUGGCAGCUCAAAGAGCGCCAGAAGAAGAAGACGCGUCGAAAGAGUUUCGCAGGUGCAAUGUGUUGGCAGUGCUAGGUGGGAUUGAGAUGGAGAGAAGGAGGAAUGGCGGACGAGAGACGCUCGGUCCAACCAACCCCGCCAAGCCCAGACCCACCCUGUCGUUUUCCUCGCCAAAUCCAUGCAUGCUUCGGUUCCUGCGGCUACGUGACGCUGGCCAGUACCAAUACCUUGGUAUUCUUUACGCUCCCGUCAAUACACACCCGUCAUGCUACUUACUAGUAGGCAAUUACCGUCAAGCAAAAACCCCCCGGUUUCAUCCAUGGGGCAAGCCAGCACCGAAGUACAAAAAGCAAAAGACUAUGAGGCAUUUUGGAGGUUGGCUACCAAGGCGGGCUAACCUCGAUCUUACUAACCCGGUCCAGAGCAAAGAAAGGCUGUCAGACAAGGAGGGCGGCUACUCAAUGAGAAGGAAUGAACCCCCACGAGGACAAGACAGCGCAGGAGCCAGGGCAGGCAUCAUAGCGGCACGAGCUGCUACUGUUGUGUGUGGGAAAGUUGCCCUACCGACCGUCGGGGCGGGUAAUGCCAGGCUGGGCUUAAAUCUGGUGGUUCCUGAUCCGGAAAGCGAUGGUCUUGGCCCUGUGACGUUAUCUCAGUCUGAAGCAGUAGUUACCAGUACCGUAGAAGCAUCUCGUGUGAUGCCGAUGAUGCGGGCCAGAACGACAAACUUGCCUGCUUGCUACAGACAUCACUGGGAACUGCGAACCAACUGCAAGAGAAGUCUCGACGAUUCUAUCCCACGACUGGCAAUGGGACAAGCAGGUGGUUUCCAUGUCUUCAAUCUGCCACGCUCACCUCUCAAGGUUGGUUCCGAUAACCGUACCCAGGAAAGCUGUUCUUGUCUUCCCCCGGGUAACUCCACAGUGAUCAUCCCAGGGAUGGUCACCCAGAUCCCCUUCCUUCCCUUCAGGCGAUCGUGCCGUCUUUCCCAGACUGGACUGUGUUACAAGGAAGAGGGAAAAAAGCAGUAUGGCGAUGAUGACCAGAUCCAUGCCCGAUGGCAAAGCAACUGGGACAAGCGAACCACGGUAGCGAUCUCCAAAGCGGAGACCAUCGAGCGGGCUAAUUCCACCCCAUCCACCACCAACGGGCUUACAAUCAAAAAACCUGCACAUCCACGGUCGCUGAGGAUGGGGGGGAUAACCCCCACUCAGUGCCAUGGCUGCUCCGGGAGAUGCAGCUUCCCACAAUCGCAGCAGCCAAUCUGCGCGUCUCGGGAAUGUUUUUUUCUUAUGCUGCUUUGCCCGCUUUUGCCUCGAUCCCAGCAAUCAGGACCGAUCCAAAUCUCAGCCAGUCAUGGGAAUAAGAAGAAAAACUGCUGGGGAAGUACUAACUAUCGGCAUUCCUUGGAGUAG
Molecule: messenger RNA, 1542 nt
Organism: Aspergillus welwitschiae
Lineage: Eukaryota; Fungi; Ascomycota; Eurotiomycetes; Eurotiales; Aspergillaceae
Exons: 14
Coding region: 1-1542 (513 amino acids)
Source: RefSeq, a predicted model, not a curated record